GUACUGCCUAUGCGCUAUCCCAGUGGGAAGGGGCCCCAGGGGAUCUGGACGGACGCCACUGCCCCCAGCCAUGGUUUGGGUGUUCACCCAAGCACAGCAGGUGGGGCUCUCGGAGGUCCCAGGGCCUGAGGUCUGCGCAGUAAGGAAACAGGCAGAGAGCUAGGGGUGGGGGCUGCCCAGAUCCUUCCACUGCCCUCCGAGCCUUGCUGCUCUGGAUUAUUUUACUUGGAUUGCUGCUGUGGCAGGCCCCAGGCUGUCACUGAAACACUGGCAAGCACUGGGCAGCCCCAGCCCCGUGCCUCUGGUCCAUCACUUCCUGGCACAGAUGGCUCUGGGCACAGUCCUUCCGAGGUGACCAGGAAGGCUGGGGGAAGGAAGUGGUGGCGCAGAAACCUAUAGCCACUUACCAAGGCCCUUCCUCAUCCGGACAGUAGCCCACUUGGCCUGUCCCCAGCCCAGCCCGGGGAGACUCAGGCCGUCUUGGGCCUGCUCUCCCCACUUCCCUUUGGGGCCAAGUCUGAGCGGUGCUAGCCUGGAAUGCCCCAGUCUUGGGCUCUCUUCCUAGGGGACACAGAGAAUGGGGUGGUAGCCCUCCUCUGACAGGGCUAGAGCAGUUCCAGGGAGCUGUCCUCAGCAAGCGGCAGGGCCUGUUAGUGGUCCCAGUGCUGCGGUGCCAGUGGUGCCCAGUGGGACAUCAGAAGAGGUCAUCCUCCUUCAGGGCCUGCUUCUUUGGGCCCAAGCCCACUGCUUUCUGGAUGGCCCUUCAAAAAAUCACCUCUCCCCCACCCUGGCUCUGCCUCACCAGAGCAGGGGGCGGGCUCUGCGUAAACACACAGGCCAGCAGGGCCAGGGGAGGGGAAGGGCCGCAAAGCGGUCUGGGGGCGCCAGGAUGGAAGUGGCACUCCUGCCAUCCCCAGCUGACCCUGUGCAAGAAUCUCCCACAAGCAGCUUUUCCAACUCCAGCUUUCAGUCCAUCAAGUCCGUCUCAAAUUCGACGUUGUCAAUGACUGCCCUGGCUGCAGCCAACUCUCAAGGCAAGGCCCGGCCCCAGCUCGCCUCCUCCAAGAAGCGGGACUCGAAAACUAAUGUUCCCCAGAAGAUGGACCUGGAAGAGGAGAGCCCAGCUGCUGCCCUGCUGCACAAUGGCAAGCUGGACAAAGGCCCAGGGAUGCAGGGGCCAGCCAAAGAUGAAGAAGUGGAGACCUUCAGUACAGUGGCCACCUCCGCAGCAGGUGGCCAGCACAAGGGCAAGCAGCCCCCCACGAUGGGCCUGCCGCCAUACCUGCGCAAGCCAACCACGCUUCAGCAGUGUGAGGUGGUUAUCCGCCAGCUGUGGAACGCCAACCUCCUGCAGGCCCAAGAGUUGCAGCACCUCAAGACCCUCCUGGAAGGGAAGCAGAGGCCCAAGGCUGCCCCAGAGGAGGCUGGGCCCAGCUCUCCGAAGGACCAGGAGGCACCUCAUCUGGGAGCCAUGCAGCUCCCCAAGGUCCCCACCAAGGGCGUCCCCAUGAAAUGCCUGAUUCUAAGCCCGAUGCCCGUGGCAGAGCGCUCCGUGCUGCCCACGCUGAAGCAGAACCUGAAGAGCAGCUUCGCUGAGCGGCAGAAAAGGCUGCAGGUGGUGCGGAGCCGGCGGCUGCACCGCUCGGUGCUCUGAGGCCAGCGGCACGGUGUGCGUCUGUGCGGCAGGUCACGGCCAAGCCCAUGACCCCAGCUGGAGACGCUAAUAACCCUCUCUGGAUAGCACUACCAAAGACUUCUAAUGCGUUUAGGCCAAGCGAAAUUCCAGAUAAAACUCAUGGCAGCUAAAGGACUUGGUCUCAGAACUGAGAAACUGUUUAGUUUCUUGCUUAGUAUUUUGCUAUUCUGCAUUUACAUGAAAACAUGUUAUGAGAUUCAUAUUACCCUACCUGUUGAAGACUGAAAUAUAGCUCCACUUGUGCGUCUCAUCCCUCA
Molecule: messenger RNA, 1953 nt
Organism: Canis lupus familiaris (dog)
Lineage: Eukaryota; Metazoa; Chordata; Mammalia; Carnivora; Canidae
Product: coiled-coil domain-containing protein 74B
Exons: 6
Coding region: 890-1654 (254 amino acids)
Source: RefSeq, a predicted model, not a curated record